Messenger RNA from Uloborus diversus, 1144 nucleotides. Its product is annotated as nicotinate-nucleotide pyrophosphorylase [carboxylating]-like. Gene Ontology annotation, cellular component: cytoplasm. Gene Ontology annotation, biological process: NAD+ biosynthetic process; quinolinate catabolic process. The record is from RefSeq and is a predicted model, not a curated record. Gene Ontology annotation, molecular function: nicotinate-nucleotide diphosphorylase (carboxylating) activity. Bases 151 to 1041 code for a protein of 296 amino acids. NCBI's taxonomy places the organism in Eukaryota, Metazoa, Arthropoda, Arachnida, Araneae, Uloboridae. The transcript has 3 exons.
UUUUGUGACAGCUUGUUUGAAUAUUCAGAUUGAAAACUAGCAUUUGCUGUUUUACUUAAAAUUCUGGGGGGGAAAAAAACUGUUUUAAGGUGAUUUUGUAUCCAAGAUUUGUUGAGUAAGUGCUGUAAUUGUACGUUAAAUAGCAUAGCAAUGUUGGAAAGCAUUUUACAUCCUAUACAUCUAAAAGAGUUAGCAAAGCAGUGGAUGCUGGAAGACGUUACAAAUUAUGAUUUUGGAGGAGGUGUUGUUGGAGACACUGAGUGUGAAUUCACUAUUUUUAUGAAAAGUCCUGGAGUUCUUGCUGGUAUUCCGUUUGCGAAUGCAGUAUUUUCUGAGCUUGGCUUGAAGGCAAACUGGAUUCACAAAGAAGGAGAGAAAAUUUUCCCAAUCACACCGGUUGUUAAAAUAUUCGGUUCUGCUAGAAAACUUUUGUUGGCAGAACGUAUAGUGUUAAAUGUUUUGAGCCGGGCUAGUGGUGUUGCUACUAUUGCUUCGAAUAUGAAGUCUCAGUUGGAAAGUGUAGGAUGGAAAGGUGCACUAGCUGGCACACGUAAAACUACGCCUGGCUUUAGAAUGGUUGAAAAAUAUGCUUUGCUAGUUGGCGGAGCAGACACGCAUCGUUAUGAUUUGUCCAGCAUGGUUAUGUUGAAAGACAAUCACGUGACAAUUUCUGGAUCAAUAGAAACGGCUGUUAAAAAAGCACGAGAAUUUUGUGGUUUUUCUCAGAAAAUAGAAGUUGAAUGCCAAUCUUUAGAUGAAGCAACAGAAGCUUGUCACGCGAAUUGUGAUGUUGUUAUGCUUGACAACUUUGAACCAGAAGAGCUAAAAAGAACUGCUUUAGCUGUAAAACAUCAGUACCCUAAGGUUUUAAUUGAAGCCAGUGGCGGUAUUACAUGUCAAAACAUUACAAAUUAUACUUGUCCAUAUGUUGAUAUCAUCUCAAGUAGCUCUUUAGUGCAAGGCUAUGAAACAGUAGAUUUUUCCAUGAAAGCAAGCCAAAGUAUGAAAGCUACUAAAUUGACUUUACACCAAGUUGAAUGAUUUUUUCAUCUGUGUUUAUUCCAUUUUUAAAGGUCCUUCACAAAGACACAAUGUGACAAAGUUUUAUUUUGAAAUUAAUUUAUAUGUCAUUAUAAAAGUUGUA